Molecule: messenger RNA, 2254 nt
Organism: Aplysia californica (California sea hare)
Lineage: Eukaryota; Metazoa; Mollusca; Gastropoda; Aplysiida; Aplysiidae
Product: H(+)/Cl(-) exchange transporter 3
Biological process (GO): chloride transport; transmembrane transport
Cellular component (GO): Golgi apparatus; early endosome; membrane
Molecular function (GO): voltage-gated chloride channel activity
Source: RefSeq, a predicted model, not a curated record
GCACGUGCGCCGGCAUCAUCGACAUCGGUGCGACCUGGAUGUCGGACCUGAAGGAGGGCGUGUGCCUAGAGGCCUUCUGGUUCAACAAGGAGCAGUGCUGCUGGAGCGGGCCCAGCCUCAAUGCCACCUCGCUCGACUCGGCCAUCAAGUGCAAGCAGUGGUAUUCCUGGGGUCAGAUGAUCAGCGGGGGAUCUGACGCGGGCUCCUACAUCAUCGGCUACUUGUUCUUUGUGCUCUGGGCUCUCCUGUUUGGCAUGCUGGCAGCCAUGUUGGUCCGAGUGUUUGCUCCGUACGCCUGCGGCUCUGGUAUCCCUGAGAUCAAAACUAUCCUGAGCGGUUUCAUCAUCCGAGGGUACCUGGGCAAGUGGACACUGCUCAUCAAGUCUGUCGGCAUGAUGCUGGCCGUGUCCGCGGGUCUCAGCCUGGGAAAAGAAGGGCCGUUUGUGCACGUGGCCUGUUGCUGUGGCAACAUCUUCUCCUAUCUCUUCCCCAAGUAUGGCCGCAACGAAGCCAAGAAAAGAGAGAUUUUGUCAGCAGCCUCAGCAGCAGGUGUUAGUGUUGCUUUUGGUGCUCCCAUCGGUGGCGUGCUCUUCAGCUUAGAGGAGGUCAGCUAUUACUUUCCCUUGAAAACCCUGUGGCGGUCGUUCUUCUGUGCGCUGAUCGCAGCUUUUAUCCUGCGCUCCAUUAAUCCUUUCGGGAACGACCAUCUGGUCAUGUUCUCCAUCGACUAUGACGAACCAUGGCACCUGCAAGAACUUAUUCCUUUUAUUCUUCUCGGAGCUUUGGGGGGUCUGUUCGGCAAGUUUUUCAUCAAGUUCAACAUCAUGUGGUGUCGCUACAGGAAGUUCUCCCGUCUCGGAAACUACCCAAUUUUUGAGGUUCUUGCUGUGACCUUCAUCACGGCUCUCCUAAGCUACCCCAACCCGUACACCCGUAUGAACACCAGCGAACUCAUCAAGCUUUUGGUCAGUCGCUGCGGACCAGAGGAUGACGUAGAGUUAUGUGACUAUGGGAGGAACCUCAACAUGACGGACACGUUCAAGUACUCGGCCGUGGCGGGCAACGACGUGCACAGUGCUCUGUGGAAGCUCGCUCUGGCGCUCAUCUUUAAGAUGGUCAUCACCAUUUUCACAUUCGGCAUUAAGAUUCCGGCCGGUUUGUUCAUUCCCAGCAUGGCAGUGGGAGCCAUUGUGGGACGUAUGAUGGGCAUUGGUUUCGAACAGCUGAUCGUAUCCAACCCAGACAGCGUGUUUUUCUCCAACAUGUGCGAGGCCCCGGACAAGUGCAUCAUCACACCAGGCCUGUACGCCAUGGUCGGGGCGGCCGCCGCUCUAGGCGGGGUUACCAGGAUGACCGUUUCUCUGGUGGUCAUCAUGUUUGAGCUGACCGGUGGCCUGGAGUACAUCGUUCCCAUGAUGGCGGCCGCCAUGACCAGCAAGUGGGUCGGUGACGCUUUGGGCAGAGAGGGCAUCUACGACGCCCACAUUGCGCUGAACGGUUACCCGUACCUGGACAGCAAAGAGGAGUUCACCCACACCACGAUAGCUGCCGAUGUGAUGAGACCACGGAGGAAUGAUCCCCCCUUGGCUGUGAUAACCCAGGACUCGCUGACCGUGGAGGAGACAGAGAGUUUACUGCGCAACACGGAGCACAAUGGCUUCCCUGUGGUUGUGUCCAGGGAGUCCCAGUACCUGGUGGGCUUCGUCCUGCGACGAGAUCUCAACCUCGCUAUUGCCAAUGCGAGGAAAACUUCAGAUGGUGUGGUCAGUAAUUCGGUCAUCUACUUCACUGGCCACGUACCGGUCAACCCGCACGGCCCCGCCCCUCUCAAGCUCAGGAAAAUCCUGGACAUGGCCCCAGUGACCAUCACUGACCAGACGCCCAUGGAGACGGUGGUGGAGAUGUUCCGUAAGCUGGGCCUUCGGCAGACGCUGGUCACUCACAACGGACGUCUGCUGGGCAUCAUCACCAAAAAGGACGUGCUCCGCCACAUCGCACAGCUCCAGAACCAGGACCCAGAGUCCAUCUUGUUCAACUAGCGUGCCAGACGAGAAACACGUCCCUUUUUCCAGGACAAGACACGCCCCCUUUCUUUCCAGGACGAGACACGCCCCCUUUUCCAAAGGAGAGAUUGAUGAGAAUACCCAGUGGGGACUGCUCUUAUAUAGCCUAUAUUGCGAGAGCCGUCGGAUUCACUUGAUCUUUGACACUAUAUUAUUAUUAAUAUUAUUAUUGCUGUUACUAUUAUUAUCCU